Molecule: messenger RNA, 1553 nt
Organism: Hibiscus syriacus
Lineage: Eukaryota; Viridiplantae; Streptophyta; Magnoliopsida; Malvales; Malvaceae
Product: protein RICE SALT SENSITIVE 3-like
Exons: 7
Coding region: 196-1146 (316 amino acids)
Source: RefSeq, a predicted model, not a curated record
GCCAGCAUGAGCUUACCCAAAGCUUAUAUAAUCAAAGAGGUGUCAAAACCAGCAGCAGACACCACUGUAUAUCAAAUAAAGUUGUUUCCUUUCUCACAUAAAAUUAUAUAAAUAUAUACAAACACUUAUAUAUAUAUAUAGAGAGAGAGAGAGAGAGAGAGACGGAGGGAGGGAAGGUAGAGAAGAAAGAGAUAGAUGGUGGGCUCAGGUUCAGCUGAUAGGAGCAAAGAAGCUGCUGAGAUGAUGGCUCUUCACGAGGCACUUAGAACCGUCUGUCACAACUCAGACUGGACUUACUCUGUUUUCUGGACCAUCCGUCCUCGCCUGAGAGUGAGGGGCGGUAAUGGUUGCAAGGUCGGAGAUGACAACGGCAGCUUGAUGCUGAUGUGGGAAGAUGGAUUUUGCCGAGGAAGAGUGACAGAUUAUUUAGAAGAGAUGGAUGGAGAAGAUCCAGUGAAGGAAGCUUUCAGCAAAUUAUCCAUUCAGUUAUAUAAUUAUGGAGAAGGGUUAAUGGGGAAAGUUGCAUCAGAUAAGUGCCAUAAAUGGGUGUUCAAAGAACCAACGGAAUGUGAGCCCAAUGUAUCCAAUUAUUGGCAGAGUUCUUUUGAUGCUCUUCCUCCUGAAUGGACUGAUCAAUUUGACUCUGGGAUUCAGACAAUUGCUGUUAUUCAAGCUGGCCAUGGUCUUCUCCAGUUGGGUUCUUGCAAGAUUAUACCUGAAGAUCUCCAUUUCGUGCUAAGAAUGCGGCAUACCUUUGAAUCGCUUGGCUAUCAAUCCAGUUUCUAUCUCUCUCAGAUGUUUUCGUCGAACAGAAAUGGUUCGCCAUCGUCUAUGGUUCCUUCAAAGCAUUCUGCCGUUUCGACCUGGUCUCCACCGCCUUCAGUCUUUGGCUGGAACCAGAGGCUGCAACCACCACCAGCUCCGAUGGUUGCUUCACCUAAUUUUCAGAACCCGGCUAGACUCAGAUUUCCGCAAGCCAAAGAUGAGACCAACAUGUUUCCCAUGCCCCAUUCAUCUGAAACCAGAAUGGAAGAUACGAUGAAUGAACAUGAAAACAACAUCAAAUGGCCGAACGGCUUGACUUUCUUCAACAUUCUCACCGGACGGGGUGAAGACACCAACCUUUUAGUUAACCGGAGAGCUUAGGAACCAAACCAGCACGGACCACCAUCCCCUUAUUGUUGGAGGAAGAGAUUCUAAUCAGAAUUCUGACGCUGAUGCGAACCCUGCCGAGUUCUUGAGCUUGGAUAGCCAUACGGAGAAUAUAAGGAAGAUGGAAAACAAGUUUAAGAGGAGCUUUACAUUACCUGCAAGAAUGGCUAUGUCUUCGUCCUCGACAUCGUUAGAUCAUCAUCAGCAUCAACCAGCAGAGAUUUGAAACUCCGACGCGGGGAUGUAUGCUGCUGCAAUGGAUACCUUCUUGAAAUGAAGGGCUUAUAUUAGAGGGACAAUAGGGCGAGUUUUUGUAUUUACGCAAAUGUGUUAUUCAGUUGCCGAACACCUUCGUUUGCUUUGAUGUUCUUUUUAAAUCUCUCUUUGAUCCAUUAAAAUCG